Nicotiana attenuata is the source of this 543-nucleotide messenger RNA. RefSeq names its product COBRA-like protein 1. Gene Ontology annotation, cellular component: plasma membrane. Lineage: Eukaryota; Viridiplantae; Streptophyta; Magnoliopsida; Solanales; Solanaceae. The record is from RefSeq and is a predicted model, not a curated record. The transcript is spliced from 4 exons. The coding region runs from base 1 to 543 and encodes 180 amino acids. Gene Ontology annotation, biological process: cellulose microfibril organization; plant-type cell wall cellulose biosynthetic process.
AUGGCAGUCUUCCGCUCACUAUCAGUCACUACAUUUCGCAUUCUGUUGUUAACUUUCUUGCCGUCUCUUCUGUGCUUCACGUCUACUGAUGCACACAAGCGCAACGGAAAAAUUACCAUCAAGUGGGAUAUCAUGUCUUGGACUCCAGAUGUAUACAUUGUUAAUGUUUCGAUCUACAACUUUCAGAAGUACCGUCCUAUUCAAGCACCAGGAUGGCAACUAGGUUGGACAUGGUCCGACAGAGAAGUAAUUUGGAGUGCACGUGGAGGUCAUGCUACUGAGAGAGGGGAUUGUUCACAGUUCAAAGGGAACAUCCCUUAUUGUUGUGGAGUAAUUAACUCGUGGAUUCAAGAUCCUGGGAAAGCUGUGAGCUCAUUCGAGCUCGAUGUUGGUCAUGCUUUCCCAAGUAUAAGAAGAGUGAGGAAGCCUAAAAGAUUUACCCUCAAAGCACCAGGAUAUUACUGUAGGGGUGCAAAAACGGUGGUAUCAAGCAAGUUUCCGACUCAAAAUGGAACGAUUGCUAAAGCUUUGAGUAAGUUAUAG